AUGUGUGCGUGUACUAGGUGUACACACGAUCUCAAACAAAUAUUGGAUGCAUCACCCCAAGGCGUAAUCUACUUCAGCAUGGGUUCCGUGCUGAAGGCAUCUGCAUUUAAAGGGAAUACCAAAACAGAACUCCUCCAAGUCUUCGGAAAUCUCAAACAAACCGUUUUAUGGAAGUUCGACGAGAAAAUUGAUGGUCUGCCAAAGAAUGUUCAUGUAAGGCCUUGGAUGCCACAGUCUAGUAUACUUGCUCAUCCAAACGUGAAGAUCUUCAUCACUCACGGUGGAUUAUUGAGCACAAUGGAGUCAUUACACUAUGGUGUCCCAAUAUUAGCAAUACCAGUGUUCGCCGAUCAACCGCAUAAUGCUGCAAGAAGUGUCGAAGCGGGGCACGCGUUACGGGUGAAAUAUUCACCGGAAAUGGCGCCGGAGGUAAAGGUUGCGUUGGAGGAAAUGCUCAGGAAUGACAGCUACUACAAGAAAGCCAAGGAAAUAUCGAAAUUAUUCAGAAAUCGUCUGAACAAGCCUUCAGAUCUAAUUACACAUUAUGUAGAAAUGGCAAUCGAAACUAAAGGUGCGCUUCAUCUCCGAUCAGUUAUCAAACAAUAUCAGUGGUACGAAUAUUUAAUGUUGGACCAAUUGUUGUUUAUAUGUGUUAUAUUGUAUAUAAUAUAUAGUGUUAUUAGGAAAAUGUUUAGUGCGUCAAAAAUUAGUAAGAGGAAAAAUGACUAG
This is a messenger RNA of Pieris macdunnoughi, 729 nucleotides long. The record is from the annotation of a GenBank genome assembly. Lineage: Eukaryota; Metazoa; Arthropoda; Insecta; Lepidoptera; Pieridae.